Molecule: messenger RNA, 5074 nt
Organism: Mobula hypostoma (lesser devil ray)
Lineage: Eukaryota; Metazoa; Chordata; Chondrichthyes; Myliobatiformes; Myliobatidae
Product: collagen alpha-2(IV) chain-like
Exons: 5
Coding region: 30-986 (318 amino acids)
Biological process (GO): extracellular matrix organization
Cellular component (GO): collagen trimer
Molecular function (GO): extracellular matrix structural constituent conferring tensile strength
Source: RefSeq, a predicted model, not a curated record
CUCCUGGUUCCACAAUUUUUAGCGACAUAAUGAACCCAGCUGAUUACACAGGAGAUCCUGGUCCACCGGGGCCACCUGGCUUGCCAGGCAAUUCGGGGUCAAAGGGCAUGCCCGGUCUUCGUGGCCAGCCAGGGCCCAAGGGGCAAAAAGGCAGACCAGGCGUGCUGGGUCCUGUUGGCCCUGUUGGUCCCCCUGGGCCUCGCGGAGACCCUGGCAGACCUGGGCAACAAGGGAUGACUGGAGACCAAGGCCCCCCUGGAGAUCAAGGGCCACCAGGAGGUCAGGGUCUCUGCCCUUCAGACUUCGGUGGGUUUCUGAUUGUGGUGCACAGCCAGUCAACACAGAUACCUUCUUGUCCUCAAAAUACGUCAGCCCUUUGGCAAGGAUACAGCUUGCUUUUUCUGGAAGGUCAAGAAAAUUCUUACAGUCAAAAUCUUGGUCUAGCUGGCUCUUGUCUUCCAAUGUUUAGUACUCUGCCAUUUGCACAUUGCAGCUUUGAUGAAGUUUGCCACUAUGCUACUAGAAAUGACAAAUCCUAUUGGCUCUCGAGCACUGCACCUAUCCCCGUGAGUCCACUCACUGAACACGAGAUACGGUCUCACAUCAGCAGGUGCUCUGUCUGCGAGGCACCUAAUGUAGCUGUGGCCAUUCAUAGCCAGGAUCAGACUAUUCCCUCUUGCCCUUCAGGAUGGAGCAGCCUUUGGACUGGAUAUUCAUUCUUAAUGCAUACCGGUGCGGGUGCAGAAGGAGAUGGUCAGUCCCUAACAUCACCUGGGAGUUGUCUGAAAGAUUUUCGCAUGGUGCCUUUCAUUGAGUGCCAAGGAGCUCGUGGGACCUGCCAUUACUUUACUGAUAAAUACAGUUUCUGGCUGACAACUGUGGACCCAAGCCAGCCAUUUGGUCUUGGUGCCCCUUCAGAAACGCUGACGGCAGGGCAAUUACAAAGGGAAAAAGUGAGCAGAUGUCAAGUUUGUUUGAAAAAAUAAGGAAAUGGUAAAAAUUUUUACCAAAAAGGAAGGCUGCAAUUCAAGCCUAAUCUUUAAUGGUGCUUAUUUAAUUUCUUUCUAGUUCAUCUACAAUUAAAGCUAAUUAGAAAUGUAUGUCAGGAGAAUGUAAAAUUGGUACUGGGAGUAGCAUGCUUAUGACAAUCAAUUCAUUAAAAAAUGGAAUCUAUGGAGAUUAAGUUUUAUAUGAAAUGUACAGCUGCUUAUUGGCAUCAUCAGUGCAAUGUAACUUGUAUGUAAAAUUAUUUUUUUUAAUGUUGAAUUAUUUUUACCGUGUGAUCUUAGCAGAAAUUUAUGAAAUUAAGAUAAUGAGGUAAAUCGAAUGACGUUCACAAUCUGGGCAUUCAACAUAGUCUUGCAGAAAUUAUUAUAAUCAUUUCACAGUUAAAAUGAAUAACCCCCAGGAAACACACUCAGGCCUAUCUGAGCAGGGAAAGAGUGUGAUAGCUUUCUGAAAGCCAGAGCAAAUCAGGCUGUGCUGGUCUCAGUGAGUCACCUCCCUAUGUCCUUACUUCCAUGUAAGGUGUAAAUACACUGUUAGUUGGGAGCUAAAUACUACAAUUGCAGUUGAAUCAUUUUCAGGGAUAGAAGCUGAAAUAGCCAAAAGUUGUUGAAAACUGGAGAAGUGUUGAUAUGGAUAUAGGCAGAUAUGGGCAACACCACAAUUUGAUGAUGCAUCUUCUGAUGUGCAGCUGGGAAGAAGAAACAUGCUGCUGUAAUGAAGUUGUGGCUGGAAGUGGAUAACGAAUUAACAGUGACAUUGUGUCACAAUCUUAUCUUCGAUGCAGUAAGUGCUUUAAAACCAAAUCAAGUCAGGGAAGCCGGUGGGCACAAUAUUAUGCUCCUCAGCUGACUCCCAGUUCAACAUACUCCUUCAAAAGACUUCUUAACUUCUCAGGGCACCUCCCAUUAUUUCCCUGUGUACUUUUUUGCGUCUCUGGUUUUCCAGCCAUCUUGGUCACCUUCAUCAUGGUUAGCAGGGCGGUACUGUAGCACAGGGUUAGCACAAUGCUCUACGGUUCCAGCAACUCAAGUACAAUUCUCGCAGCUGCCUGACUGGAGUUUGUACAUUUUCCCCAUGACCGCAUGGGUUUCCUCUGGGUGAUCCAGUUUCCUCCCACAGUCCAAAGACGUACCGGUUGGUAGGUUAAUUGGUCAUUGUAAAUUGUCCCGUGAUUAGGCUGGGGUUAAAUCAGAGGUUACUGGGUGGCUCAAAGGGCUGGAAGGGCCUAUUCCAUGCUGUAUAAAUAAAUCUUGGAUAGCCAUCAUGACCAAAUGCAUCACACUUGUCAAUCAAAUUCAGGCCCUACUGUCAUAGAUCAACUCUUUAUCUUGUUGCAGGAGAGCACAGGGUGCUAGGGAGAGGAAGGGGACCUGCAGAUCCCCUAUUGACAACUACAGAACAAGAACGUGCACAAAAUGCUGGAGUAACUCAGCAUCUUUGGAAAUGAAUAAACAGCUGAUGUUUCAGGUCAAGAACCUUCAUCGGGGCUGGAAUGACAGGGGGAAGAUGCCAGAAUAAAAAAAACGUUGGAGGAAGGGGGAGGAGGACAAAUUAGAAGGUGCUAGGUGAAGCCCAGUGGGUGGGAAAGGUAAAGGGCUGGAAAAGGAGGAUUCUGAUAGGACAGGAUAGUGGACCAUGGAAGAAAGGGAAGAAGGACGGGCACCAGGGAGGAGGAGGUAAGAGACUAGAUUGGGGAAUAGAAGAAGAGGGAAGGGCAUGAGGAAAAAAAAGGAAAAAAAAUUACCGGAAGGAGACAUCGAUGUUUAUGCCAUUGGGUUGGAGGCUACCUCAACAGAAUAUAUAUUGGUCCUCCACCAUGAAAGUGGCCUCAUCAUGGUAGAAGAGGACAUGUUGGAACAGGAAUGGGGAUUGGAAUUAAAAUGGUUGGCCACCAAGAAAUUGGAGCUCAACAAAGUGCUCCCCACCAAUGUAGGGAAGGUUGUAUCGGGAGCACUGGAUACAAUAGGUGACCCAACAGAUUUGCAGCUUUUGCCUCACCUGGGAGGACUGUUUGGGGUCUGAACAGAAGUAAGAGAGGAGGUGAAUGGCCAGGUAUAGCAUUUCUGUCACAUGAGAAUCUCAUAGGUGAUGAAUCCUCAGUGAACCAGGUUCUUUCUGAGGGGGGCACUGGACUGUAUGCUUACAAGCAGAUACUGGCAAUAAUUACAGCUGUGGGAAGUCCAUAUUAGAGACACAGCCUUCUCCAUAUUUUGUAAUACUGGUCCCAAUUAUCAAAUUCUAGGGUCUUUUGAUGAAAGGAUUAUUAUUGAAGUCAGCAGAAAAUUGGUAAACACAAAAUACCCUGCAGAUGCUGGGAUCAAAGCAACACUCACAACACGCUGGAGAAACUCAGUAGGUCGGGCAGCAUCUGUGGAAAUGAUCAGUCAACGUUUCGGGCCAGAACCGAAACGUCGGUCCUGACAAAGGGUCCAAAACAUUGACUGAUCAUUUCCACGGAUGCUGCCCAACCUGCUGAGUUCCUCCAGCGUGUUGUGAGUGUAGCAGAAAAUUGGUGAAGGUAGGGCUAGCAAUCCAAAAGACCGUUAGACAAAGGAGCAGAAUUGGGGUAUUUGGCCUUUCAAGACUGCUUCACCAUUCAACCUUGGCUGAUUUAUUUUCGCUCACACCCCAUUCUCCUGUCUUCUCCCCAUAAUUUUUGAUGCCCUUACUAAUCAAGAACCUUUCAACCUCUGCUUUAAAUAUACCCAAUGACUUAGCCUCCACAGCCAUCUGUGGCAAUGAAUUCCAUAGAUUCACCACCCUUGGGCUAAAUAAAUUCCUCCUCAUCUCUUACUGUACUUCCUUCUACUCUGAGGCUGUGCCCUCUGUUCCUAGGCUCUCCCACCUUUGAAAUCCAAUGGUAAAUGAUUGCAGAAACAUUGAAAGAGUCCAAGGAGUACAUGUGUAAAGCAUGUCCAUAGAUAUACUAGAGAACUCCAUGGGAUUUUUAUAUCUUAAUAGCUGUACAAAAAAGGGAUAGAAAAUGUAGAAACCUUCAGAAAGUUAAGAAGUUAUUUGAAGUAUCACACACAACUUCUGUGGUUCCACUACUCACAUGCCAGCCUCUGAGUCAUGUCUCUCACUUUUCUACACUGGCUGUACUCUCUGUCCUGAUGCAAGGCCAUGACCUGAAAUACUGACCAUCUUUUUGCUCCUAUAGGUGGUCCCUGACCUGUUGAGUUCAGUUUAUUUUUUCUGCUCCAGAUUCCAGCAUCAGAGGAUGUGACAUCCUCAGUUUCACAAGCGUUGCUACUUUUGAAAGCAGAACCUCUGCCUCUUUAUCUGGUUACGUGGGUAGUGCCUCUGGCAGCUUCACUCUGUUCAUGUUUUCCCAGAAAUGCUGCUGAUGUUGACCCAAUGUGGUCCAAUAUCUGGUAGCCACUACUUUGCCUAUCCUGAAAUAAUUCAUUGCUCUGAAGAGAACAAAUCAAUCUGAUUACGCUGCUCAAACUCUUUCCCAGCAGAAGGUGAGGAAGCAGCUGUGAGCUCUGUAAUAGCAAUACUCUGUUGGAAAGCUGAUUUUCGUUAAGCCCAUGAACUGUUCUUCAGCCCUCUGUCGAGUUUCAGGAUAUCUGGGAAACCCAUGCACGUCCCGAUGAAAAUGUUGCUGAAAUUCUCUUAUUUAAAUACUCUACAUAACUACUAUUCUCUCUGAAGAGAGUUGAACGCACACUUUGAAGAAUAUCUGAGUUAAACCCAAAAGGUGGCAUUUAAUCAUUUCAUUGAUUAACAAGUAUUACCAUUAACAUCCCCCAUCUAAGUGUGAAAUGUUACUGCAACUAUGUCAUCAUAUGAAUGCAACCUAUUAAUGAUAAAUUAUUGUAAUUGUAUCAUUAUGUAUAUGGUAAACAUUCCAAACACUAAAGCAGUAUACCUUUGUGGUAAACCAUAUAUAUAUGUUGUAACUGGGAUAACUGUCUGGACACGCCCCUCUGCUGACUGCCCCUGUGGCUCCUCCCACAGAUUCCUGUAUAAAGGUGUUUCGCCUUGCCCCUCUCCCUCAGUCCGGGGCAGACACUCACCGUGGAGGUCAUAUUGUACAGUGAAUAAAAGCCUUUCAGUAUUU